CGCCCUGCGCGAAAAACUACAUCCUCGAGCCUCGAGGAAACUGACAGGCAAUCGUUAGACCCGAUUACCAAAACAAGAGGUAAUAACUAUCGGGCACAGCCACACAUAACAUGCUGCACCUGACGCGCAGUCACUAAAACUGCUUCCAUCUGGCCUCAAUGGAACAAGAACGUGUGUCGCCUCCAAAAUCAGAGCCGACCCCUGGCAUCGUUCCUCGCUUUGUCAGGAGCUUCAGCAAGGCCAGCGCUACAAUACUAGAGCAAUCGACGCCAACCGCUCAUGCUGACGCCCUGGGAGCUUUAUCGCCCUCCGCAUCAAAACUUCCAAAAGCGAAGAUAAACACCAUAGACAAUUGGUUAUUGAAGUAUGCCCGCAAGGCGAAGAGGCCAGAAUUUCCUCCAUCCUCCUGGUUCGUAGAGGGAAGUAAUCAAGGUCAACAACCGAUCACUCCCACUGCUGCAUCCCUUCCUGCUCCCCCCAUCAUUGAUGAUGAGAUCCAGGAGGCAGGCAGCAGUGCGACUGCUGAUGUGAUUCCAUUUGAUGGUGGAGAAGUCGGAGUUGAAAGCGAACCACCAGAACCUGACACUCUCGCUCGAAAAAUCCAAGCUAUGAUAGCAUCAUUGCCCUCCAUGCCAUCUGGGCUACCCACGUCUUUUCCUCCCUUUCAUACUACACCAUCUGGAACACCAGUCAUAGAUUCCAAUGACAACCCUUCGAUAUCUUCCCCAGGAUUUCCUGACUCAAAGUUGACGACAUUCCUCACUUCAUUCACCGUCAUGAAUGGGUCGGUCGAUCGUGGGAGAGAGUCUGUUUGGUCUGUGUUAGACCGAUUGCGAUCCCCUCUAACGAAGAGGGAUGGCACCACUGAGCCAAAUGCAGAGGAACCGCGCACUGGCGCGGAGUAUGAAGAUGACAAUGGAUCAGUGAUGAUGUACGGACCUUUAGAGCCCACGGAGGACUCGGAGAUAGAGAUCGCGCGCUCUGAGAUUGUCUCACUCAAUGGAGAUGGAGAAGAGAUCCGCACGCCUCAGCUGACUUUCGUUCCCCUUCCAUCAGAGUCAAUCGAACAAGUCCUCGCCCAGAGCGAGAGUUCCGAUAGACGCAAGGGGAAACAAAGGGCAAGCCCUGAGCAGUUUGCAUCCAACAGCAGAGUCGAACCAGAGGACACGACUGCUCUUGGUGUAAAUGAGCAAGUUGAAUAUCGUGUCUGGCUCCCAUCGCCCACAAAAAUAUCCAUUCAGGCGAUGUGGUGGGGGUUCCGAAUUUACCUUCCACCCCCUGUGCUCGAUGCUCUCAAUGAUAAACAGCUUGAAGCUGCGAAACGCGCUGCCUUAAUCACAACUGCAUUGAAGUGGCUACUGGAUCAUUUACCUAUCACACUCAUGCCACCACAGCUGCGUACCCCGAUGUUUUUUCUCCGCCGACUUGUACCAUACCUUGGCUAUAUCGGAGGCUUCAUUGCCUGGAGCUGGUCAGCAGUCAAAAUAUUUGAUAAAGGGUACGGAAUAGUUCUCACUGCCACUUGGCUCCUUCCAAUCGCCCUCAUACCGGGAUCGUGGGAGGCGACCGACUUUCCAGCGUUGCAAGCGGAACCACAGACCCCCGCUUGGUCGAAGUAUUAACACUGAUCUUGUUGUUCGAUGUUUCUUGGACUUGCGAUUUUUUUGCUGCUGUACAUAGGGACUGUAUUGUUAUUCUGUAGCUGUGUAUAUGUGUCUUGUACUUGCCUCAAUUAUGUGUGUUUUGAGUUACAUAUGUCUGAUUUCCUCUACUUUUCUCUACAACUUGUCCGGCAAAUUACAUUUUAUCGAUCGAACGUUUUUGUCUGAC
Messenger RNA from Suillus subalutaceus, 1830 nucleotides. RefSeq lists its product as uncharacterized. The coding region runs from base 159 to 1622 and encodes 487 amino acids. The record is from RefSeq and is a predicted model, not a curated record. The transcript has 3 exons. Lineage: Eukaryota; Fungi; Basidiomycota; Agaricomycetes; Boletales; Suillaceae.